AUGCGUGUUGUGUCGCUGCGAAGACGCAGAUCCGGACAGGUGCGGGCCAAAACUGAGGCACCAAUGGAUCUGGGCUCAUCAGUUUUGCCUGGUGAGUUCCUUUGGGGAUGGUUUCAUCUUUGCAACGCACCUGCCCUGCCACAUGCCCCUCACCAUCUCCUUGUCUCUGCUCUUCUGCAGCUUUUUGCCAGCGACCUUCGUCCAAAAGGGACCGAUCGGGAAGGAGAUAUAGAAUUUAGUCCUAAAGAGGUUUAUCGUACAGCCCAGCUGGCAGCCCAGAUGGGGCUGCUCUGCUCUUUCCAGGUCUGCUUCGUGUGUGGCAAGAGGGGGGCCACCAUCACCUGCGAGGAGUUGGGCUGCGGCCGCAGGUUCCAUCUCCCCUGUGCCGUGGAGGGUGGAUGCGUCACCUGUUACUGCCUGCCAUACAGUUCCUUCUGCUGGGAGCACCGCCCACAGCAGCAAGAGCUUGUGGCUCCAGAGAACACCAACUGCCUCAUCUGCGUGGAGCCUGUGGAAGGCAGAACGACCUAUGGGACCAUGGUGUGCCCAGCCUGCAAAGAUGCCUGGUUCCACAGGGCCUGCAUCCAGGGAAUGGCUCUGCGUGCUGGAUCUUUCUGCUUGCAGUGCCCUGUGUGCCUGGAUACGAGACAGUUUGUAAUGGAAAUGUUCUUCAUGGGGAUCCGAAUCCCCACAAGGUUGGUGUCCUCCUGGCCAGCACUGUGCCACGCCUGGACCUGCCCCCGCUGUUGUGGCCCUCUGCUGGGCCCCAAGUGUAGGCUUUAGCUCCAUGGAGGAGGUGGAAACAGGGUGUGGGGAGAAGAGCGGGGAGGCCGUGCAUGUGCCUUAUGCUGGGUAACAGGGGCUCAUCAAUUUUCCUUUCUCCACCAGACCUCUGUCAUGGGAGGGCAACGACGCAUA
Molecule: messenger RNA, 918 nt
Organism: Neopsephotus bourkii (Bourke's parrot)
Lineage: Eukaryota; Metazoa; Chordata; Aves; Psittaciformes; Psittacidae
Product: G2/M phase-specific E3 ubiquitin-protein ligase-like
Exons: 4
Coding region: 1-783 (260 amino acids)
Cellular component (GO): nucleus
Source: RefSeq, a predicted model, not a curated record